This is a messenger RNA of Adelges cooleyi (spruce gall adelgid), 2358 nucleotides long. RefSeq names its product major facilitator superfamily domain-containing protein 6-like. Gene Ontology annotation, cellular component: membrane. The record is from RefSeq and is a predicted model, not a curated record. The transcript has 7 exons. Lineage: Eukaryota; Metazoa; Arthropoda; Insecta; Hemiptera; Adelgidae. Bases 143 to 1462 code for a protein of 439 amino acids.
UUAUGCACUUUACAUUAAACGUCUAGUCACAAAUGAAAUAUUUUAAUAAUAGCUAAAUGUCUAUAACGACCUUUACUUACUUAAUAAUAAUUUUUAAUUUUUUUUAUUUAUAGUAGAUAAAUUACCAUAACUCAAAUUUAAAAUGGUUUGUUCGAGAAUAAAUAGAGAACUAUUGAUGCUUAAAAUUCACUUCUUUCUCGCAAUGGGUGGCAUGGGGUCGUUUUUCCCAUUCUUACCCACUAUUGCCAGGCAACGGGGUUAUUCAGUGCUGGUGGCUGGCAUGUGUCAUACAUUAAUACCUAUCCCAGGACUGCUGCUGAGACCGUUAAUAGGAGCCAUCGCGGAUACCCACAACUGUCGUAGAAGAGCUUUCAUUCUUAUAGAACUUGUUCAAUUUAUCGCAACGACUGCAUUAAUAUUUGUACCAGGGGCAUCGGCCUUGGAAGUAUUCGACGACACUGCCGUUUUUGCGAUGCCUUUGUUUUGGAUGUACUAUGGUGUUGUUUUUGUAGGAACGUUUGCCAUGACCUCGCGAGGUACAUUGGAGGACACGAUUAGUGUAAACGCCUUAGGCAAAGAUUCACAUAAAUACGGCGAACUAAGAGUUUGGGGAUCUAUCGGUUGGGGAUCUAUGUCAUUUUUGUCUGGUGCGUAUGUCGAUUGGUUUAGUCAAGGGCAAACCGACAAAGAUUACACUCCUGCGUUUUUGAUUUCAAUGUUUUGUUCAUUACUAGACAUGUAUAUUUCUUCAAAAAUCAAGAUCGUGCAGGAAAAUAAAGAUCAAAGGUUAUCUGGUGAUUUUAAAAAGAUGUUUAUCGAUAAAAGACUAAUCUUAUUACUUCCAACGGUUUUAGUAUUCGGAUUUUUUGUGUCUUCUAUUGCACAUUAUCAAUUUUGGUAUCUUGAAGAUUUGAUAAAAAUGCAUCACCCUGAAAAUAAACCUUGGAUUAAGACUAUUCAAGGACUUUGCCUUAGCGUUCAAUGUUUUGGUGGUGAAAUUCCUUUAUUUUUUUCCUCUAGUUUUAUAAUACGACGUUUAGGACACAAGAAUAUAUUUUCUUUGUCGUUUUUUACACUUUCACUAAGAUUGUUUCUCUAUUCUAUAAUUGAAAAUCCGGUUUGGGUUUUACCCGUUGAAGUUCUCCAUGGGAUUACGUUUGCGUUGACUUUUGCAUCUGUUAUCUCGUAUACAGCAAAGUUGACUCCUGCCGGCGCCGAAGGGACUUAUCAAGGAUUUAUAGGAAUGAUGUACUAUGGAAUAGGGAUUCCUUUAGGUGGUCUAGUCUGUGCAUUUUCAGUACAUCGUGUGGGAAUCAUUAGUACAUUCACAUUGCUAAGUAUAGUGGCGGCUAUAGCUUGUAUCACACAAAUAAUAAUUAAUAUAUUCGUUCGAAGAUCAAAAGCCAACUCUAUAGUUAAAAAUGAUGUUGAACCUAAAAAUGAGCUGACUACCACUAUUUAAAAAAUAACGAAGUGACAAAAUUCGCUUCUUAUAAUGCAAGCAACUAUUUAAAUGUACAGCUGUGGUAUUUAAGCUUAGAGACAAUAUUAGUAGUUUAAUUGUAUGGUUUUUGUUUGUAUCAGAUAAAAUCCCAGUUUCCCAAUUGCUAUUUUACUCGUCCCAAUAUUUUUUAUGAUGAUGACAAAAGUUUCACAUAUUUUCUCUGAAAAUAAAACCCCUGUUCCUAAUUAAAAUCCGAUUAGUUUUUGCACUUAUAAACAAUAAUUAUCCUAAGUUACUACAACUAGAUUAUCUAUAGCAUUAUAUUAUGUAUACUUGUAUUUUACUUCCUAUACACUUAAACUGUUUUUGUAGUGUCAAUAUUGCAUUUUGUUCUUAAGUGGACGCCACACCGACCAUUUCUAAGGAGUAAAGUAUAAGCAAUUUUUUCAAAACAUAUUUUUCCUAAUUCUCUUACGUUUUACUUUUUAGCUUCAGUACUUAGCUAAACAUUUUUUUUACAACGAUGAAAUAAAAUUUUAUUAAUUGUAUCUUCUGAUACAAAGCCAGAAAUUACACUUUGACCGUAGUCAAUUCCUAGGUUCUUACGUGUGAAUCAACUGUCAAUAAAUAUUCAAAAAUUUGUUUAAAAAUUAUACUAUUAGUUAUAAUGUAUGUAUAUUGUAUAACUAUGACAAUACAUAUAGACGGACAAUCCACCCUAAUAGUAAAAAUACAUUUAUAAGCACUAUAUUGUUAUUACGUAUGUACGAUCUGUAACAUAUUAAUUGUAUUUUUACCAUCAGUGUCGAAGCGUUUAUUUAAAAGAGUUUUUUAUCACUUUCAGAUGUAAUAAUUCUUAUAGCUUUGUGUGACCUUUUCCGAUCCUACUGAACUGACUUUUUUUAAAUUUUUUU